GUUUAAUGGGGAUUUGGUUAUUCAAAACACAUACCGAAGGAAGGGGAUUCAACGUCGCGGAAAAGACUGUCAUUGGGAUCUGUACCAAAAACAAGACAAGCCUGGUUUGGUGACUUUCUGCAUGAUAUUUGAAAUCUUAACAUUUACCAGCAGCAAGCGAGUCGUGCGGAGUCGACUUGCCUCGGUCGCGAGACGUUGUCAUCGCUUGUUUUGCACCACGGGUUGGAAAAAUAUUCUUAGUUUGUUUGCCACCUCGCCAAAAUGACAACUGAUUGAUUAGCCCGUCAGAAGAUAAAUAAUACGACAUGGAAAACUCUAGCUAUGUAAUCUGUCAUCUUUCAAUGUGAUCGACAUGGUUACAUUGGCUCGCCGUUCCCUGGAAGUGUGUAGCUAUAACGAGCGGUUUUGUGCUUUGUUUAUUUAUUCAUCUUAGUCCCCUUCUUCUUUAGGGAGAAGUGUGUAUUUGAAUGGUCAUCGGUUGAGUCGUUUGGUGCAGGAUCCACUCGCAAAUAGGUGAUAUUUCAUUCAUAUAACUAUCUGAUCAUAGUAUAUUUACUUUGUAAACUAGCUAGUCAGCAUUAGAUAGCUAAACUGUAAUGUUAGAAAUGUGUUGUGAACAUACGCGAUAGUCGAUGGCACGUGCUUUAUUGGCUUUGGAACAGUGGUUAUUUAAAAACGUUUACACGACCUCAAUGUAGGCUUUAAUGUAGCCUACACAAAAUAAUCAAACAGCUACAAUCGACAAGUUGCAAACACCGAACAGGGCUGAUGGUGAUUUAUGUUUUCAUUAUCCCCCGCCCUGCAUAUAGUGAGUUUAAACUGCCAUUGCAAUUUCCGAGAAGUAGUCGAUUUUGCAGAUCGUGCCUUAAUCUGUUGUUUAUUUAUUUUUGAAUGCAGACAUAAAAAACGUUUCAUAAUCUUUAAUCUCCACUCAUCAAUUGUAAUACCUCGAGCAUUUAAGUGAUUUUAUUUUAUUGAAGAUUUAUUAAGCGAAUUAAUUAUGCUUUUCAGUGUUCACCUUGUUUCGUGUCCCCUUACUUGCCAUGUUGUUGUUUUUUAAAGUUUGCGCAUAGGUAGUAACCACAUUCAUAUACAUCAACUACCUUUAGCGCCUAUUGAAGUAUCUUCUGGCAGGGGAGUUAGAACCCCGACGCUCGUGCUGAACAUUAAAACGCAUCACUUGCGAUACGAUUUUGGAAAAAUAUUUCAUAUCGGCGAGAAAUUAAAUGACUAUACACGUCUUUAUAGUGUUAGGGUUGUCACACGGCUAUAUUUCCAUGUUACAGGGGUACCAGUACCGAGUUGAUGUGCAGGGGUAAUUACGAGGUAAUUGAGGUAGAUGUGUACUUAAGGGUAUGGGGUAAAAUGACUAGGCAACAGUUAGCAGCAGUUUUUGUGAUUUUGUCGGAAGUUAGUGCAAAGGUGGUUCAAUGCAGAUAGUCCGGUUAACUAUUUGGAAGGCUUAUGGCUUGGGGGGGGGGCUCUUCGGGGUCCUGAUGGUGCAUCGCUACAGCUUGCGGUGCGGCAGCAGAGCGAACAGUCUAUGACUCGGGUGGCUGGAGUCAAGCACAUAACAGAUAUGUCACAAUGUAACGUUAGCUGGUAUCUAGCACGAAUGCCCGUGGUUAAACUUAAUUCAUUUACGUGUGUUUUUAUUUAUUAAUUUACAGGACGAUUAAUUUAUCAAAUUCGAGAAGAAACCUGCAGAAGAAACUGGUUUUGCGACUGUGGUGCAACUGCCUGUCUUUUGGGGAAUAUUGUUUGCAUUUGUCGGAUGUCUUUUGGACAAUUUCGGGUUGUUCCCCAAUGACCUGCCACUCACCCGAAUCCACCGAGACCAUCGAAAAUGAGAGAAGAACGGAUACCGAGUCGCGAGUUGUAGACUCCGAUGAGACUCGCAUCGGUCAAGCCAUGAAAGACCUUAAAAAUACAGGCUGGUACUGGGGCAGCCUGACUGCCAACGAAGCCAAAGAGAUUCUCCAGGAUGCAUCAGAGGGCACCUUCCUGGUGCGAGACAGCUCCCAGAGGGACUACCUGUUCACCAUCUCUGCCAUGACCUCCGCCGGCCCAACUAACUUGCGCAUCGAGUACAAGGAGGGGAAGUUUAAACUAGACUCAGUGGUGCUGAUCAAGCCCAAGCUCAAGCAGUUUGACAGUGUGGUGCACCUGGUGGAACACUACGUGCAGCUGUCCAGGACUACCAGUAAAGGUGCGUCGUCAGGGGCGUCGCAGUCCCUGGCCCCACCCAACGGCACGGUUCAGCUGCUACUGACUAAGCCUGUGUACACUGCCACGCCCUCUCUACAGCACCUGUCCCGGAUCGCCAUCAACAACGCCACCAGGCAGGUGCAGGAGCUGCCUUUACCCAACAGGCUAAAGAACUACCUGACGGACUACAGCUACAAUGUAUAGUAGGACCGUAAAUCCCAGAUGUGGUUUGGGAUAGAGAGCAGUGCACCUGCCAUGCAGUGGCAGUCAGACUAUCACCCAGUCCGAAGUCAGUCUUUAGCCCCAACCACUAGACAUGGCUUGUAGACUAGCCCCGUACUUCUGGAAGGAUUGCUGUUGAGCAAUAUGCUUAUAGAGCCAAGUCAGUCAUCUAAUCCUCAGGAAGCUAGGUGGAAUUUCUCCCAUAUUACUACACCCUUCCAGUUCAUUUAGUGCUAUAGUUGUUCAUCAAAAAGGGCUUAGGAGUUGGAGCUAAGGGUUGAUUUCAGACCUGGGACAUGUACAUAAUCACUGAAACGGGUGCAAAUGUUUUCAAGCCAAAGUGGUAUACCCUGCCUGCAGACCAGCUCAGGUAAACAGGGUUUCGGAACCUUCUGAACGAGACCCAGGAGGGAUGGCAGUUGGCACUCAACUUUUUUUUUUUUUGCUUCUCAUUUCAAGCUCUUUGUUGUUGCUUUACACACUCUGCCUCAUGUCUGAGAAAUGAGCAUCUGACACGGUGUCCACUUUUUGUUCUGAUUUAUGUUUGAGUUUGUUCAUAUUCUAUAUUUUCUUUUUUUGUACUGUAAUCAUAAGAAGGGGCAGUGUUGGUGUGUCAUGAACUACAUGUAGUGCAACUAGUCAUUUAACUACCUUUUUUUCAGUAGCUUGGAGGAGGUUGAACUAAAUUCAAAUAUUGGUAGUCUUUUCAGCUAAUUACUUGUUUUUGCUGUGUAGCGAACUACAAUUUUUUUUUUUUUUAUUGUCAAGUUUUCAACUUAUUUUUCAACCUCAGACUUACUUAAUUGUCACUUGAAAGUAGAGGUCAACCGAUUUUUAAUUGGAAUGGCCGAUUUUCAAGUUUUCAGAACAAUCGGAAAUCGGUGUUUUUGGGUGCAGAUUUGCCGACGAAUUUUUUAAAAAAUUACUAUUUAAAAAAUAAUAAUUUUAAUACCUUUUUAUUUAACUAGGCAAGUCAGUUAAGAAUACAUUCUUAUUUCCAAUGAUGGCCUAGGAACGGUGGGUUAA
Oncorhynchus gorbuscha (pink salmon) is the source of this 3456-nucleotide messenger RNA. RefSeq names its product suppressor of cytokine signaling 2-like. Gene Ontology annotation, molecular function: 1-phosphatidylinositol-3-kinase regulator activity. The record is from RefSeq and is a predicted model, not a curated record. Bases 1807 to 2412 code for a protein of 201 amino acids. Lineage: Eukaryota; Metazoa; Chordata; Actinopteri; Salmoniformes; Salmonidae. The transcript is spliced from 2 exons. Gene Ontology annotation, cellular component: phosphatidylinositol 3-kinase complex. Gene Ontology annotation, biological process: phosphatidylinositol phosphate biosynthetic process; intracellular signal transduction.